Molecule: messenger RNA, 1343 nt
Organism: Rhizophagus irregularis DAOM 181602=DAOM 197198
Lineage: Eukaryota; Fungi; Glomeromycota; Glomeromycetes; Glomerales; Glomeraceae
Cellular component (GO): membrane
Source: RefSeq, a predicted model, not a curated record
UUAAAUAAAAAAAAAAUUUCUUUUCUUUCAGUCGUAAAUUUCAAAUUUUUUCACAUUAAUAUUAGUAAAGCUAUGUCACCAUCGCCAUUUGUUUUCAUAACUUCAAAACCAACUUUAUUUCCUUCAAUCAUUUUUAGUAUCCUUUUCCUGCUUGCAUCAAGCCUUCACCUUUUUCGUAUAAUACAAACCCGACGUCGUGUCUACAAAUUAUUAUUCAUAUUUAGUUUUUUAAGAACAGUAUUAUUUAUUAUACGGAUUGCAUGGUCAAAAAACCAAGAUUCAUUUGAACUUGCGAUAUCUUCUGGAAUUUUCACUGCAGGCGCAUUUUUCAUAAUAAUUUUAGCAAUAUAUAUUCUUUUAGAGGAUUGGAUUCUUACCCUCUCAAAUGCAAUUCAAAUUACGGAUAGUAAUUCAAAUUCACAAAGGCGCUCAAAAUUAACAAAUUAUGAACAUUACACCUUAAAAACGGCAGAAUGCCUUCUUCCAGCAUUUUCAGCAUUAUUCGUAGUAGGAUCAAUAAAAGAAUUCAAUACAGAUAUGUCUGACGAAUUGGACACUUCAAUAGAAAAAGGUGAUACCAUAAUAAAAUUUUCCAUGAUAAGUUUCUUAAUUAGCGUAUCACUUUAUAUGCUUCUUGUCACAUAUUUCGCAAUAAAGUAUAGUAAUAUACCUAUUCACAAACAAUUAAAGGUUUUGGUAUUAUAUAUUGUUGGAGCUUUAUUAUUGAUUGAGCUGGUUUACGGAACUUUUAUGAUUUUCUCUCCGCCUACCGAUAAGAUUAAUAAGUAUAGUUGGGUCUUUUAUUUGUUCGAGUCACUUCCAGAGGUUUUAAUUUUGGCUAUUUUGGGGGGUGUUAUUUUAGGUGAAUGGUUUUUUGAGGAAGAGAAUAUUGAAUUGGUUGAUAGCAUUAAAACUGUUUCAAUUGGGUCGAUUGGGAAUGGAAAUGCAAGCGUCUGAGUGAAUAUAUUUCAUAAACAAUUACAUCGCUGGCGAAUGUUAACGUCAUCAAAAAGCGCACAUACUGUAGAUAUAAUUAACUUGAAUACAAAUAGACGAAAAUUAAGGAGGAGGAAUUUGACGCAGUAAAUUUGAUGCUGCGCUGGGCGCUGGUUACAAUCAAAUCGGGAUGAACGACGUUAGAGUUGGCGAGAUUAAAAGAUAAUAAUAAUAAAGUAUUUUCUGUCCUUCAUUUAUUUUGGAGGUUAAAAUGUAAAUGAAAACUACGUAAUUACUACAGUUUUAAAUACUACUUUUUUUGUAAAUUUUUUCUUUUAGUAUAUUUUGUAGUUGAAAGAUACCUAAUCAUGUAAUAAAUUUUCACAUUCAAAAUUUUCUUACACUUA